AUGACUUUGGACGUGCUGCACUUCAUCGACAACAAGGGCGGAAACGCCGCAGAAAUCCGCGAGUCACAGAAGAAGCGCGGCCUUUCGGUUGAGCUCGUGGACGAGAUCAUCCAGAUGUACGCGGACUGGGUCAAACUCGACUUCGACGCCAACAAUCUUGCGAAGCAGUCGAAUACAGUACAGAAAGAGGUCACUGCGAAGAAAAAGGCCAAAGAAAAUGCGGACGAGUUAGUCGCGAAGAAGAAGGAUCUUGACGCUCAGGUCGCGGCUAAGCGUGCUGAGGCGAAAGAGUUGGAAGCGACCAUGAGGCAGAGGGCUUCCACGGUGGGGAACAUCGUUGGAAAGGACGUGCCGGUCAGCUUGACGGAGGACGACAACGCAACACUUCGGAAAUGGCAUCCAGAGCAGAAGGAAGUCGAAAAGCGGACAGACAUUAUGCCCCACCACGAAGUGCUCCUCCGUUUGGACGCGAUGGACCUCGAGCGAGGAUCCAAGAUCACUGGCCACCGCGGUUACUUCCUCACCAACGACGGCGUCGACCUCAACCAGGCGCUCAUCUCGUAUGGCCUUGACUUCCUACGCAAACGUGGGUACAAGAAGAUCCAGCCGCCGUUCAUGAUGAACAAGGACGUGAUGGCCAAGACCGCGCAGCUGGACCAAUUCGACGAAGAACUGUACAAGGUCAUCGCAGCGGACGACGAGAAGUAUCUGAUCGCGACCUCGGAGCAACCGAUCUCCGCCUACCAUUCGGACGAAUGGUUCGAGUCGCCGGAAACGCAACUUCCUAUUCAGUAUGUGGGCUACUCGACGUGCUUCCGCAAGGAGGCGGGCUCCGCCGGACGCGACAUGUGGGGCAUCUUCCGCGUGCACCAGUUCGAGAAGGUCGAGCAGUUCUGCAUCACCGAGCCCGAGAAGAGCUGGGAGAUGUUCGAGACGAUGAUCGCCAACUCGGAAGCGUUCUACCAGAGCCUCGGGAUCCCCUACCGGGUCGUCGCUAUCGUCUCCGGCGCGCUCAACCUGGCGGCGUCCCAAAAGUUCGACCUCGAGGCGUGGUUCCCGUUCCAGGGUGCAUACAAGGAACUUGUGUCGUGUUCGAACUGCACGGAUUACCAGAGCCGAAGGCUUGAGGUCCGUUGUGGGUUGAAGACCAAGGAUCAGGCUCGCAAACUCUACGUCCAUAUGCUGAACGGCACGCUCUGUGCAACUGAGCGUGCACUGUGCUGCCUGGUUGAGAACUAUCAAACACCAGAGGGCCUCCGAAUCCCUGAAGUGCUUCAACCUUACAUGCAAGGCCGAGACUUCUUGCCGUGGGUCAAGGAGCUGCCCAAGAACCUGCAGCGCAAGCAGGCAUAG
Messenger RNA from Epithele typhae, 1353 nucleotides. Its product is annotated as serine-tRNA ligase. Gene Ontology annotation, biological process: seryl-tRNA aminoacylation. Gene Ontology annotation, molecular function: tRNA binding; serine-tRNA ligase activity; ATP binding. The transcript has 6 exons. Gene Ontology annotation, cellular component: cytosol. Bases 1 to 1353 code for a protein of 450 amino acids. The record is from RefSeq and is a predicted model, not a curated record. Lineage: Eukaryota; Fungi; Basidiomycota; Agaricomycetes; Polyporales; Epitheliaceae.